AUGCGUAUCCUCUCGUCCUCCAUCGCCGAGACGGUGAUGCUUGCACUGCUGUCGAUAUUGAUCAUAGAUUCCAACAACGCCACCGUACUGAAUGGGACCGACAUAGCUUUAAUUAGCUGUGAUGCAUCUUCCUAUUCUGGCGGUGCCAAACCGGAUAGCAUCCUACAAUCAGCUAUCACCGGCGGCCCAAGGGCCAUUGUCCUCUACACCACCGAGUUUUCUCACUGCAACUACUCUACAAAAGACGGGGAACUACCCCGGUACCAUCCUGUUUUCACCACCACUAAUCCCCUCGCUGUCCGCGAGUUAAUAGCCAGCCUACGCUCGGGGCAACAGUCCCUAGAGGAUGCCACCAUAACCCUAGACAUGGACGUACGCCAAUUCACGUCUGCGGAUGAAGGCAGCCAGCGAAAUAAUGUAGCCAUGAUAAUCCUGUACAGCAUCACUGGUAUCAUCACUUCGCUUUUCCUCAUCGUCAUCGUCACCGGAGCCAUCAGAGCCCAUCUUAACCCUGAUCGUUAUGGACCUCGAAACACCGCUGGUCGACCCCGCCAGAGCCGCGCCAAAGGCAUUGCACGUGCCAUGCUCGAGACGCUACCCAUUGUCAAGUUUGGUGACCCGGAGGACGAAAAAUCUCCAGCAGCGAAGCAGGACCUUGAGCUCGCGUCCAACAAUGCAGAUGCUGACCAUGAUCGGAGAAGUCACGAUGAGAGGGCUGAUGGUGUCAUAACCCCUGACACGCGGCAAUUGGACCAUCCCCAGCCACAGCAGAAGCCAGUAGAAUCAGAGCAGCAGCGGCAGCAAACUGCUCAAAUAUCUGCGGCGGCUUCGGCAUCCUAUGUACAUAUAAAUAAGGAACUGGAGCAAGAGGAAGCGGGUGUCAUUGGCCCGGCGGCCCUUGAGCCGAACCCUGUCAACCCGGAGCAUACGACAGAUGGUGGUGCAUUGGGCUGCCCCAUCUGCACAGAUGAUUUUGUAAAGGGUCAAGACGUGAGGCUUCUCCCGUGCAAGCACAAAUUUCACCCAGAAUGCGUUGACCCUUGGUUAAUAAAUGUCUCCGGGACCUGUCCUCUUUGCCGCGUAAACCUCAACACCGAAGAACCGGACGUCGACUCCGACGACACCGCAACACAAACCUCUACAUCCAGAGCAAGCACUCCCACUUCCCAACCAGCAGCGCAACAACCCAACCACCCUCACCACCAUCAAUCACGCCGCCUCGAUAUGCUCCGGAGAAUGCAACGGAGCAGCGAACCCCACCAGGCGAACAGCAGCAGCAGCGGUAGCAACAUCCACACGAUACCGGUAUCUGAGCCGUCCUCGUCGUCUAUGGUGCUGAGCCAGGGACAGCCGGAUGAGGCAUCGAGGAGGCAUCGGCUAUCAUCGUGGUUGAGGGAGCGGUUCCGGGUGCGGACGAGGCGGCAUGGGGAUGAUGAAGAUGACGAAGAUGAUGGAGACGAUGAUGGUGAUGGACAUGGACAUGGCAAUGGCAGUGCGACACGGACGAAUUUCGGCGCCGGUGCCAGUGCCAGUCCGAACUCCCCCGCCCAUGCAGACGGCCAUACAGAGACUGCUGCAGAUACAACAAUCCUUACCACUACUACGACGACGACGACGACGACGACAACGACUACCACCACCAGCACAACUCCUCAACAAACAACAACAAAUCCAGCGCCUCCAGAGCUCUGCCACAAAUCACCGAGAUAG
Messenger RNA from Histoplasma mississippiense, 1710 nucleotides. RefSeq lists its product with no specific name. The record is from RefSeq and is a predicted model, not a curated record. Lineage: Eukaryota; Fungi; Ascomycota; Eurotiomycetes; Onygenales; Ajellomycetaceae. The coding region runs from base 1 to 1710 and encodes 569 amino acids. The transcript is spliced from 4 exons.